Messenger RNA from Gadus macrocephalus (Pacific cod), 5594 nucleotides. It is a transcript of the gene jag1b, whose product is annotated as jagged canonical Notch ligand 1b. The coding region runs from base 307 to 3990 and encodes 1227 amino acids. Gene Ontology annotation, molecular function: Notch binding; calcium ion binding. Gene Ontology annotation, biological process: cell communication; multicellular organism development; Notch signaling pathway. Gene Ontology annotation, cellular component: membrane. Lineage: Eukaryota; Metazoa; Chordata; Actinopteri; Gadiformes; Gadidae. The record is from RefSeq and is a predicted model, not a curated record. The transcript has 26 exons.
CUCAUGAACUUGUGGAGCUACUUCGACUUCGGACCAGCAGUCAGUUGUGGGCUCGGCUGCCGCAUGGCUACUGUGUAGACUCGUCGCUUAAGAGUUGGAAAGCUUGUCGGAUAAUAAGAAGAAACAAAACGCUUCGUAAAUCUGAGGACAUACGAGGAAGUGCAUAUCUAUGACUCGGGCAACCUGCGCUCGGUUGAACAAAGUGUGGGCUUUUCCACCCGUGCAUGUUUGAGUCAGAGAAGACAUAAGUGCCGUGCUUCGGCCAGACAACUGAAUUCGUACGAGUGGCAGCACCAGUUCGGAGGCAUGAUUUUGAGACGCUGCUCGGUGGUGGCUGCUGCCUUUUUACUCUCCUUCCUGGCCAAGGUGUCAGAGGGAUCGGGACGAUUCGAGUUGCAAAUGUUAUCGAUGCACAACCAGAACGGGGAGCUGCUGAACGGCCAGUGUUGCGACGGCUCCCCGAGCACCGCGGAUCAGAAAUGCACCCCGGACCAGUGCGAAACCUUUUUCAAAGUCUGCUUGAAGGAAUACCAGUCUCGAGUCUUCCCCGGAGGACCGUGUAGUUUCGGAGCCGGAUCUACCCCCGUCCUAGGAGGGAAUACAUUUACUUUCAAGAGCUCUGGCAGGAAUGAAAGAUCCAGGAUAGAUUUGCCGUUCCGUUUUGCCUGGCCGAGGUCCUACACGUUGAUAGUGGAGGCCUGGGACUUCGAAACCGCCGGUGUCGAGGGACAGGUGAUCGAGAUGUCCUCGCACUCCGGCAUGAUCAACCCCUCGCCCAACUGGCAGAAGCUGACGCACAACGGGCACGUGGCCCAGUUCGAGUACCAGAUCCGGGUCAGCUGCGACGAACACUACUAUGGCUUCGGCUGCAACAAGUUCUGCCGGCCCCGGAACGACUUCUUCGGCCACUACACGUGCGACUCCAACGGCAACAAGACCUGCCUGGAGGGCUGGUCCGGGGCAGAUUGCGACACACCCAUUUGCCGACAAGGGUGCAGCACCGAGCACGGGUUCUGCAGCGAGCCAGGUGGUUGCAAGUGUCUCUACGGCUGGCAGGGCCAGUACUGUGACAAGUGCAUCCCUCACCCGGGCUGCGUGCACGGGACCUGCGUUGAGCCAUGGCAGUGCCUCUGCGGCACCAACUGGGGCGGCCAUCUUUGCGACAAAGACCUGAACUUCUGCGGCACCCAUCUGCCCUGCCUGAACGCUGGCACCUGCAUCAACACGGGCCCCGACAAGUACCAGUGUACCUGCGCCGAAGGCUACUCCGGGGCCAACUGUGAGCGAGCGGAGCACGCCUGCCUGUCUAACCCCUGCGCCAACGGGGGCAGCUGCACGGAGACCAGCCAGGGCUACGAGUGCCAGUGUGGCCCCGGCUGGACCGGCCCCUCCUGCAGCAUCAAUGUCGACGAAUGCAGUCCCAACCCGUGUAGCCACGGAGGAACCUGCCAGGAUCUCAUCAACGGCUACAAGUGUCACUGUCCCACGCAGUGGACGGGCAAGACCUGCUUGAUCGAUGCCAACGAGUGCGACAGCAAGCCCUGUGUCAAUGCCAACUCUUGCCGCAACCUGAUUGGUGGAUACUUCUGCGAGUGCACGCCUGGUUGGACCGACCAGAACUGUGACACGAAUAUCAACGACUGCAAGGACCAGUGCCAGAACGGGGGGACCUGCAAGGACCUGGUGAACGCGUACCGCUGUGCGUGCGCUCCGGGCUUCACGGGGGACCACUGCGAGCAGGACGUGGACGAGUGUGUGAGCGCGCCCUGCCUCAACGGCGGCCAGUGUCAGAACGAGGUGGACGGCUUCAAGUGCCUCUGCCUCGCCGGGUUCUCCGGAAACCUCUGCCAGCUGGACGUGGACUACUGCCUGCCCAACCCGUGUCAGAACGGGGCGGCCUGCUUCAACCUGGCCGACGACUACUACUGCGCCUGCCCUGAGGACUACGAGGGCAAGAACUGCUCGCACCUCAAAGACCACUGCCGCACCACCACCUGCAAAGUGAUCGAUAGCUGCACGGUUGCCGUGGCGUCCAACAGCACGCCGGGUGGGGAGCGUUACAUCUCGUCCAACGUGUGCGGGCCCAGAGGCCGCUGCCGGAGCCAGGCCGGGGGCCAGUUCAGCUGCGAGUGCCAGGAGGGCUUCAGAGGCACAUACUGUCAUGAGAACAUUAACGACUGUGAGAGCAACCCGUGUCGCAAUGGCGGCACCUGCAUCGACAAAGUCAGCGUGUACCAGUGCAUCUGUGGCGACGGCUGGGAGGGCGAGCACUGUGAAAUCAACAUCGACGACUGCAGCACCAGCCCCUGUCACAACGGAGGGACCUGUCGAGACCUGGUCACCGACUUCUUCUGCGAGUGCAAGAACGGCUGGAAGGGGAAGACCUGUCACUCCCGGGAGAGCCAGUGUGACGAGGCGACCUGUAACAACGGGGGCACGUGCCAUGACGAGGGAGACGCCUUCCAGUGCAAGUGUUCCCCGGGCUGGGAGGGAGCCACCUGUAACAUAGCCAAGAACUCCAGCUGCCUGCCCAACCCCUGUGAGUACGGGGGCACCUGCGUGGUCAGCGGAGACACCUUCACCUGCGUCUGUAAGGAGGGCUGGGAGGGCCCCACCUGCACCCAGAAUACCAACGACUGCAGUCCCCACCCAUGCUACAACAGCGGCACCUGUGUGGACGGAGACAACUGGUAUCGCUGUGAGUGCGCCCCGGGCUUCGCAGGACCGGACUGCCGCAUCAACAUCAACGAGUGCCAGUCGUCCCCUUGUGCCCUGGGCUCCAGCUGCGUGGACGAGAUCAACGGCUACCGCUGCCUCUGUCCGCCGGAACGGACGGGCCCCCACUGUCAAGAAGUGACGCGCCGCUACUGCAGCGUCAACGGUCAUGUGACCCCGGACGGCGCCCGUUGGGAGGAGGACUGCAACACCUGCCACUGCGCCAACGGAAAGGUGGCGUGCACACGGAUGUCGUGUGGCCCCAAGUCCUGCCAGCUGGGCGCCAAGGGCCGGGGUGGCUGUCCCUCGGGCCAGAGCUGCGUGCCCAUCCGGGAGGGCCACUGCUUCGUCCGCUCCUGCGCGGGCCUGGGGGAGUGCUGGCGCACCGGCCCGCCCCCGGCCACGCCCAAGUGCCACCCCAGCUCCGCCUACCAGGACGACAGCUGCGCCAACAUCACCCUCACCUUCGACAAGGACACCCUGCCAAAGGGCCUGACGGUGGAGCAAGUGUGUAAGGAGCUCCGGAACCUGCACAUGGUGAAGAACCUGUCCCUGGAGCACUCUGUGUCCGUGUCCUGUGAGCCGUCGGCCUCCGCCAGCAACGAGAUCCACGUCUGCAUCUCCAUUGAGGACCACCGCUUGGACAGGAGCCCGAUCAAGGAGCUCACGGACCGCAUGGUGGACCUGGUCGGCAAGCGCAGCGGGAACGACACCGUCAUCUCCUCCAUCAAGGAGCUGCGGGUGCUGAGUCUCGACAAGACAGACUACCUGGUGCCGCUCCUCAGCUCCGUCUUCAUCGUGAUCUGGGUCCUGGUGUUCGUGUCGCUCUUCUUCUGGUGCGUGCGGCGCCGGCGAAAACAGGGCGGCCACGGCGGCGGCAGCGGCGGCGUGGGCUCGGCGUUGUCGCCGGGCUCGGAGGACAACACCACCAACAACGUGCGCGAGCAGCUGAACCAGAUCAAGAACCCCAUCGAGAAGCACGCCGGGCUGUCGGUGGCCAUCAAGGAGUACGAGGACAAGAACGCCAUCAUCGCCAAGAUAAGGACAAACCACCCCGACCCGGGGGACGACGACGACAAGGAGAGGCACCCGCCCAAGGCCCGCUUCGCCAAGCAGCCGGCGUACGCGCCGGUGGAGCGCGACGACAAGGCGCCGGCGGGGGUGCUGUCGUCGGCGGCGGCGGCGCCGGGCAAGCAGCCCAACUGGACUAACAAGCAGGACAACAGAGACCUCGAGACGGCCAACAGCAUCAACAGGAUGGACUACAUCGUAUAGCACGCAGACCGCUGAGGUUGCUGUGCAACCGAGCCCGAUGCCUUUUUUUUUUACAAAAGCCCCGCCGCAGUUGGUGGGUCCGGAAACGAGAAAACAAAGAAACGAAAAGAGCGAGAGAGGAAAAACGAAAAAAAAAAACAACGAAAAUUAAGGGGGACUGUUUUUUUUGGAUGUGUAGUUCCUAUACUGUAGCGUCACCACCUGGCCCCGCAGUUAGUAUUUUUGCAUCUGUUCCCCGUGUUAAUUUAAGUUUUGACAAGCUGGCUUACACUGGCAGUGACGGUUGCUUCGGUUGGCUGGGAACACUAGGCACUGAUACACAUUUCAUUACAAGUGGACCCCCGUUGUCCUGCUAUACAUUUCAUUUCUAUCCAUUCGGUGGGACGUUUUUUUUUUUUUUAAUCGGUCCUCCUCUUUUCAGCAUCGUUUAAAAAUAGCCUGUAGUUGUAAUUGUUGUACAAUGACUAAAAGUGUCGAUCACGCGUCAACACCACAGCUGAAAUAUUUGUAGUGUAUGUUUGAAUUUUGCCUGGGUGAUGAACAAAUACUUCUGUUUGGAGAAGAUGCCUUUUUCAGCUUUAGACCUCAGCAACUGUCAAAACAUAAGAUAGAUCAACUUUAUUAUUUAUUUUUAAAAGCAAAUUGGGGGAGGGAGCGGGCGAGGGGGGGGGUCACGGUCAGCAAUCGCUGCCAAUAUGAAGAAUUUAUGUGUCGAUUUAGAAUAUGUAGAUAUGUACAUUUCCUUUUAUUAAUCAAUGUGUAUAUUUGAUUUAUUAACUUAAUAAUCAAGAGCCUUAAGAUAUCAUUCCUUUUUAUUUAUAUGUUCUGUUUGAAGGUUUUCAUGGCUGUGGAAUUUCUUUUUUUCUCCCCCCAAUUUUUUUUUUAAAACAAAAUGCGCUCUUUUAAAUGGUAAUUUCACAUUUCGAGGAAGACGAGAAACUUACGGCCUGUUUUUGUCUUCUUUAUUGUUUCCAUGUUGGACAUUUCAUUCACCUAGUUUUUUUUUUUUUAAUGCGCAAGGGCCUCUCUCUACUGUGACUGAUGUUAGAGGAGUGACAGGAGCUUCUCAGAGGGACGGCUGUUGUGACUGUAGAGGUGGCAGACAUAUUGCUUGCCCCCCCAACCAGAAAACGAAACAAAACACUUAAGGGAACAAAAAUCCAUUAGCAGCUUACAAUAGUUAACCUUUUGACCUUUUGUGGCCAUUGUUGAAAAUUCGCUGACACCAAAAGUGAAAAUUGCAAAACGACACACCGCAACUCUCUUCUGCCUUAGUACUCGAUGGAAGAGCAGGGUAGGGAUGGGAACAUUCAGAUCCAAUACACUGCCUUGCUCUGCGGGAGAUCUGUGCUUUCUGCGCACACGUUUUUUUUUUACCAGUUUUUUUUAAGUAAGGCUCUUAAAAGACAAACAUGUUUUAUCUCAUCCGUUAAACCUAUGAGAUCAUGGCAAAAAUUUUGUCCUUUCGUUUUUUUUUUUCUUUGACUCUUGUGUUACGAAUUUGAGGAGUAUUUGUGUUGAUCUGGCAAUAUAUUUUUGAAAAAGUCAUAUUUAUUAAAUAUUUUGUAUGAAAAGAGAAUUAAAGUGUCUGUUCUGGAGAUUGA